AUGAAGGGCAUCUGUGGGUGUGACUGGGAUGAAGCAGCAGCCCUUCCGGUAUUGGCAGAAGACUGUGUUAUUAGUGAUGUUGCUGUGGACACACACGGAGUCGCCACGCAGGGGACCCCGGAUUCCUGCGCCCGGGCUCAGGUCACGGAGGGCGGCGUCCAGGCUGCCCUUGGAGGAGACCAGGGCCAGGUUGAGUGCAGGCCUCCAGGAAGGGGCGGGCCCAGCCCCUCAGGUGCGGCAAGGGCCGCGUCCCAGGUUGCACCGCGCUUGGCCUCCCUCCUUGCUGUCCUCAGGGACGGACCCGGGUGUCCUGGGCUCUGGUCCUGCCCCCCCCUCCACGCGUCGCACCUCUGGCUUCAGGGGGAGCUCCGUGGGCCGGGAUUUGGGGGUGGUGGUGCCUUCCUCUGGCCCUGGCCCUGGGGCUCCGAGACCUCUCCGGGGAGCCGCAGCGGGUGUAGCCGAGCUGCCGUCCCAGGGCUCAGCAGAGGUGCCUGGGGAGGAGGACGCUUAGCUCAACCCAGGGGAGCCACCGCAGGACAGGUCCGCGCAGGACACAGGGCCCUGCCUGAGACGCGCGCCUGGACUGCAGGCCCCGGGCUGUGGCUCCAUUUGGCAAGGGAACGUCUUAUGCACUAUCCAGGAUUGGUAUCUGAUGUAAAGCUGGAUAAGGCUCCUCCCCCAUCUGGAGUCUUGCACAGGUGGAGGGAGAAAGAAUGCGAACCCCCCUCUCCUUGCCUGGGCCCAGCGGCGACCAAUUGGUGGGCUGUCGGCCUCAGGUGUUUCGCUCUGUCUUCCGGAUCAUGCGGAGUCAGAAGAAAUACGAGGAAGAAGAACUUGGAGAGGGCCUUCCUCCCCUGUGUCGCAGGCCACUGGGGGCUGACUCCCAAAUCCAGGAGAUUUUGGAACUGCUGGGUGGAUCUGCCAUUCUAUACUCAGAAAAGCCUCAAUUAUUUAUGACAGACCACAGGAAGAUUCUUGAGAGAGCUGGAAGGGGGAGAAGACGGUGGUCAAUUUGUAAAGCACAUUCUUUGUUGAUCUGCAGACUUACCUGUUGAUGUGAAGCAGCAGCUUCAUCUGCAAUUGCUCUGCAUUCCCCUGGAUCCUCCUACAGCUUCUCCAACCCCUGGGCCAGAUGUUUACGUGCAUUUAGCUUUAUGAAGAAAGGCUCUGGAUUCUGUAGGACCUCAGCGUGAGACCACAGACACAGAUAACCAAGACAAACACCACUUUGAGUUCAUCCUCAUGGGAUUCCAGCUCAUGCUUGUGAGUCCUGCAUACUCAUGAUCCUCACUUUCUGACUAAAUAGCCUAUGAACUUCUAGCUUUGCCAUCAGAGGAAGAGAUAGCAGCUCUACAUCUGCGGAACCAGCCCCCACAAUUUUGUAAGCCACCUUUCUGUAACAAAUCCCUUCAUACAUCUCCUACUGGUUCUGUUACUUUGGAUGAAUCUCAACCAAUACAAAACUAGCACACAACCCAAAAAGCCAUCAUAAAACUAAUGGAUAAAUGCAUUGUUGUACCAUUCGCACAUGGACAACUGCUCAUCAAAUAGGAAAUAGUACAUUUUUGAUGCACAAAACAACGUGUAUGAAUCUCACAGACAUGCUGAGCAAAAGAGUCUCCAUACAAAAGUGUGCAUACUACAUAGUAGCAUUCAUGGGAAAUUUUUGAACGGUAAAAAUUAAUCUAUGGCAGAAAGAAGGAUCAGUACUUAGACUGCAUCUGGAGCAGAGGAAUUCACUAGGACAUAGCUCAAGAAAUCUUUUUGUGGAGAUGGAGAUGUUGUAUGUAUUGAUAACAGCACAGUUUAAACAGGUGCAUGCAUUUGUCAAAACUCAUCACAUUGCAUGCUUAGAAUUCCUUCAUUUCAUUAUAUAUAAAUUUUACUUAAAUAUACUGUAAAAGAAAUAUUGUACUCUAUUUGCUAGACUUGAUUUUUAUAGUGGUGUAUGGCAACAGUGCUGAAACUAAUCAUAAGUGAACAUCAGACGUACUGAAUUUAAGAAAUAUGCAACAAAAUAACUGGCCUGCACUAUUGAAAAAUAACAAGGUUAAGAAAGUCAAAGAAAGGCCAAGGCAUUUCUAGAUUGAAUGAUGUUAGCAGCACUUAAUCCAAUUCAAAUUGCGUCCUAGAUUAGGGAAAAAUAUAUAUAUAUAAAUGCUAUCACUAAGACACUUGGAAAAUUUGAAUGAGUUCAAAUUUGAAUGAGUUGAAUCAUAUAAUAUUUUAUCAAAACAAAAUUUUCUGAUUUUGAUCAUUGCGGUUAUGUUAGACAACAUACAAUGAAGUAUUUAGAGGUAAUGGGGCAUUAUGUCUCAAAAUUGCUUUAAAAUGGUUCCAAAAUAAUACAUAUAAAUAUAUAUAUAUGUACAUAUGAGAGGGAGAAAGAAAAAGUAAAUGGGGCAAAAUAAACAAUUUCUGAUCUUGAGUAAACUGUAUACAGAAGUUCUUUGUACUAAUCUUGAAAUUUUUCUGUAAAUGUGAAAUUAUAGCAAAAUAAAAAGUUAAAACAAUAAAAUUAUAAGAUUCAUUUUUUUAAUGGAGGAAAAGGGAGUUUGGAGAGCAUUUCAAACUCAUAGAAACAAAGUUUUUUUUCUGUGGGAAAUCACUUGAUAAUGUUUUUAGUAGCUAUAAAUGUAUAACUAUAAAAUCUAUUACUGUGCAUUUGCAGUUUUUUAAUUAAAUCUAGAUUUCACUGGAUGCAGUAGUUGUUAUGGCUUUUUUUUUCUUAAUCAUUGCAUAAUUAUUAGAUCUAGUCACAUCUUUUACUUCACACAUACA
Messenger RNA from Macaca mulatta (Rhesus monkey), 2781 nucleotides. RefSeq lists its product as uncharacterized. NCBI's taxonomy places the organism in Eukaryota, Metazoa, Chordata, Mammalia, Primates, Cercopithecidae. The record is from RefSeq and is a predicted model, not a curated record.